UGACCACACACUCGCGAGGCGGCCGCUACAAAUGCGCCCAGUGUGGCGUUGGCUUCCCAACGCCCUGGAGCCUGAACGACCACAAGCGCUCUGUGUGUGUCACCGCCACCUUCGACUGCGCCCAGUGCGGGAAGCGGUUUGCGUCGCUCCGCGAGCAGUACCGCCACCGCCUCACCCACAAGACCAACACCUGUUUUCAAUGUGGGGCGGGCUUUAGGACCCAGCUGGAACUGACCCGACACCACAAGACCCACUGGGCCCAGCCGCUGCACCAGUGCUGCCUGUGCGGCAAACGCUUCCGCCUCCUCUCCAGCCUGACCAAUCACAAGCAGACUCACUCGUCCGGCGGCGGCUUUGCCUGCACCCAGUGCGAGCGUGUGUUCGGCUCGGCGAAGGAGCGCGACGCCCACCGGCAGAUGCACCGCGUACCCAAACUCGUCUGCCCUGUCUGCAGUGAGACAUUCACCUCGCAGGCCAAACUCAUCAAYCACCAGCAGACCCAUCCGGUCCCAGAGGGGAGCGAGGGCCAGAGGUACAAGUGCCGUUACUGUGAGGAGACGUUUACAGGCCUGACCCUCAUGAGGAUCCACCAGAGAAGCCAUCUUGUGGACAGACCUCAUCAAUGUGACCAGUGUGAGAAGAGCUUCACUACUCUGGGGUCCCUCCAGUCCCACCUCAGAACCCACUCGGAGGAGAAGCCCUUUCUCUGCGCCCACUGCGGCAAGCGCUUCCGGACCAAAGACGGCAUGGAGGGACACCUCCGAAUCCACACGGGCGAGAAGCCCUUCCACUGCUCCUACUGCGGGAAACGCUUUACGGCGCUCGCCGGGUUGAACGUUCACGUGCGGCGGCACACGGGCGAGAGGCCGUACGUGUGUGAGGUGUGCGGAAAGGCGUGGCCRUCUGGUGGGGACUUGCAGAAACACAUGCGCUGUCACACAGGAGAGAGACCUUACAGCUGUGUUGACUGUGGGAAGACAUUCUCCAUAUCCUGUCACCUGACAGAACACAUGAAGACACACUCAGGUCAGAAACCGUUCUCUUGUCCAGAGUGUGGAAGAGCCUGAAGAGGAAGUUUGAUCUGAAGAAGCACCUGUUGACUCACUC
Salvelinus sp. IW2-2015 is the source of this 1107-nucleotide messenger RNA. The record is from RefSeq and is a predicted model, not a curated record. NCBI's taxonomy places the organism in Eukaryota, Metazoa, Chordata, Actinopteri, Salmoniformes, Salmonidae.